Molecule: messenger RNA, 1761 nt
Organism: Phoenix dactylifera (date palm)
Lineage: Eukaryota; Viridiplantae; Streptophyta; Magnoliopsida; Arecales; Arecaceae
Product: trimethyltridecatetraene synthase-like
Molecular function (GO): monooxygenase activity; heme binding; iron ion binding
Source: RefSeq, a predicted model, not a curated record
GCUCCCAUCUCCACAACAACCAACCACUACCACCUUCUCCUCCUCAUACUCUGCUGCUGCCAUUUCCUCCAAUUGCAAUGGAGGCCAUCCCAUGGGCCAUAUCCUUGGCAACCAUAUUGGCAUCCAUCCUCCUCCUCAAAACUCUUUUACGCAGCCAUCGACGUAGGCUAAACCUUCCCCCAGGGCCAAAGCCAUGGCCCAUUAUUGGCAACCUCAACCUCAUCGGCGCCCUCCCCCAUCGCUCCAUCCACGCCCUCGCCCAAAAGUACGGGCCCAUCGUGCAGCUCCGCCUCGGUUCCGUCCCUGUCGUCGUCGGCUCCUCUGUCGACAUGGUCAAACUCUUCUUAAAAACCCAUGACCUCAACUUCGCCUCCCGCCCCAAGUUGGCCGCCGGCAAGUACACCACCUACAACUACUCCGACAUCACUUGGUCCCCCUAUGGCCCCUACUGGCGCCAAGCUCGCAAGAUGUGCCUCAUGGAGCUCUUCAGUGCCAAACGACUCGACUCCUGUGAGUACAUAAGAGUCGAGGAGAUGCGGUUGCUCCUCCGCAACCUCUACCAGGCCUCAGGGAGGACCAUCACCCUGAAAGACUAUCUCUCCACUGUUAGUCUUGAUGUUAUAAGCAGGAUGGUGCUAGGGAGGAAGUACUUCGACGAUUUGGAGUCCGCGGAGGAGUUCAGGAAGAUGACAGAAGAGUGGUUCUUGCUUAAUGGGGUAGUGGUGAACAUUGGAGACUAUAUACCCUGGUUGGAUUUCCUGGACUUGCAAGGGUACAUCAAAAGGAUGAAAGAGCUUAGCAAGAAGUUCGAUAUAUUUCUCGAGCACGUACUCGAUGAGCAUAAAGAAAAGAGGCUGAGGGAGGGGGAGGGUUUUGUGGCCAAGGACAUGGUAGAUGUGCUCUUGCAGCAAGCCGAGGAUCCAAGUUUGGAAGUCAAGAUCGAGAGGCAUGGCGUCAAGGCCUUCACUCAGGACCUGCUCGUCGGUGGAACAGAAAGCUCUGCUGUGACCGUAGAAUGGGCUAUUUCCGAGCUCUUGAAACAUCCCGAACUCCUCGAGAAGGCCACCGAGGAGCUAGACCGGGUGAUCGGGAGAGACAGGUGGGUGGAGGAGAAAGACAUGCUCAAACUCCCCUACAUCGAGGCCAUCAUGAAGGAGACCAUGAGAAUGCACCCUGUUGCACCCCUACUUACCCAACGGCUGGCCCGCGAGGACUGCACCGUCGCCGGCUACGACAUCCCUGCCGGGACUCGCGUGCUGGUUAACAUGUGGACCAUCCAGCGAGACCCGGCGAUAUGGGACGGACCGGAUGAGUUCCGCCCGGAGCGGUUCAUAGGAAGCAGCGUCGACAUCAAGGGGCAGGACUUCAAGCUUCUGCCGUUCGGCUCCGGGCGGCGGAUGUGCCCCGGGUAUGCCCUCGGUCUCAAGGUGAUCCAGGUGAGCCUCGCCAAUCUGCUGCAUGGCUUUGCAUGGAAGCUGCCGGACGGGGUGAAGGUGGAGGAGCUGAGCAUGGAGGAGAUCUUUGGGCUGUCAACACCUAGGAAGGUGCCGCUCGAGGCGGUCAUUCAGCCAAAGCUCCCUGCACAUCUCUAUGUGGUGUGAUCUGAUAUCCUUCAUAAAAGAGUCUAGAUAAUUAUAGUAGAAGUGUGUGUGUUUGCUCGUAUUAGGUUCAUGUUAAAAGAGCGAAUGAUGGGCGCUUGCUUGAUGGUCAUGAUGUCGAAACUGAGUUACAUGAAUAAAGAGCUUGUUUAAAAGGGGCCUA